This is a messenger RNA of Chrysoperla carnea, 1086 nucleotides long. RefSeq names its product L-lactate dehydrogenase-like. NCBI's taxonomy places the organism in Eukaryota, Metazoa, Arthropoda, Insecta, Neuroptera, Chrysopidae. Gene Ontology annotation, biological process: carboxylic acid metabolic process. The record is from RefSeq and is a predicted model, not a curated record. Bases 79 to 1086 code for a protein of 335 amino acids. Gene Ontology annotation, cellular component: cytoplasm. The transcript is spliced from 6 exons. Gene Ontology annotation, molecular function: L-lactate dehydrogenase (NAD+) activity.
UGCUAUAUAAAAUUCGCGAGCGUGAUUGUGUUGUUAACAGAGGUCGUCACUUUUAAAGCUAAAUUAAACAAACAAGACAUGGCAUCGAAGCCAACGUAUGGGAAACUCUUUACAGAUGUCUCUGAACCUGUGACUAAAACUGGUAACAAGGUGACUAUUAUUGGUGUUGGGGCUGUGGGUAUGGCUUGCGCAUUUGCUCUGCUUUCAGAGAAACAGACAAACGAUUUAGUCCUAAUGGAUAUGGAUAGAAACAAAUUAAAGGGGGAAAUGUUGGAUUUACAACAAGGCGCAGCAUUUUUAAGAAAUGCUAGAAUUCAAGAAAGUGCUGAUGACUAUUCCAUUACGCGAGAUUCGCGUAUCAUUAUAGUAACGGCAGGAGCACGUCAGCGCGAAGGUGAAUCACGGUUGGCUUUAGUUCAACGUAAUACGGAUAUUUUUAAAUCAAUUAUACCAAAACUCAUGGAAUAUAAUAAGAAUCCUAUCCUAAUAAUCGUUAGUAAUCCUGUAGAUAUACUAACUUAUGUUGCAUGGAAGUUAAGUGGAUUGCCAGUACAUAAAGUAAUUGGCACUGGAACAAAUUUAGAUACAUCACGUUUUAAAUAUUUAAUAUCACAAAGAUUAGAUAUUGCACCAUCUAGCUGCCACGGAUGGAUUAUUGGUGAACAUGGCGAUAAUAGCGUUCCGGUUUGGUCGAGUGUAAAUGUAUCAGGUGUAAGACUGACUGAAUUGAAUCCAAAAAUCGGUACUAAAGAAGAUGAAGAAGAUUGGCUCAGUUUGCACAAAGAAGUGGUUCAAAGUGCUUAUGAAAUCAUCAAAUUAAAAGGUUAUACAUCAUGGGCCAUUGGUCUCAGUGUUUGCGACAUAGUUAGUGGUAUUAUGAGAAAUACCAAUAAUCUAUAUGCACUUUCUACGCUAAUUAAGGGUUUCCAUUGUAUUCAAGACGAGGUAUUUUUGUCAUUACCAGCUGCUGUAGGCGUUGAUGGUAUUUCAAAAGUUGUUAAUCAAAAGUUAACACCUUCUGAAGUUCAACAAUUACAAGAAUCUGCAAGAGUUAUAGCUGAAGUACAAAAGGGUAUACAGUUCUAA